UUUUCGCGGGAAAUUUAUCUUGCCGUAAGAUUGAAACGUUUUUGAGAGAUUGUGCCGCAAAAUACACAAAGGAUGGUCCAAAUACUGAUAUCUAUGUCCCCUGGUGUGGAUAACUGGACAAUAAUCGAACUUCAAGGAACUUUAGAGGCAAAAGAAGAAGUUAGUUUAGAAGGGAAAGCUAUCGGUGACUUGCAUUUCGAUGGAAAGGGAACACCCAUGCUUAUCAUUGGUCACCAACUUCUCACUGGUAAGGUUGUUGAAUUAGACAAACCAUAUGCUGUGCUACAAAAGAAAACAAGCAAUGAGGAUGAAAACAAUAAGGAAGGUGAAACACACUAUGAUGUGUGUGCUUUAGUAAAGAAGAAAAUUAUCUUCAAGACCAGACCAAAGCCAAUUGUGUUUAAAAAUGUUCCAAUAACCAGAUGAUGUUGGGAAUUAACAUGGCCACACAAACUCCAGAAAAUCAUCCAUCAGUGACAUUGUAAUAGGGAAUAGAUUAAUUGACAUUAAUAAUAUGAAUAUAUGAAGUUCAUAUAUUUUGAACUGUGGUUAUAGAUAUGUAUGAUGCACGAUCCUC
Molecule: messenger RNA, 577 nt
Organism: Stylophora pistillata
Lineage: Eukaryota; Metazoa; Cnidaria; Anthozoa; Scleractinia; Pocilloporidae
Product: chromosome transmission fidelity protein 8 homolog
Biological process (GO): mitotic sister chromatid cohesion
Cellular component (GO): Ctf18 RFC-like complex
Source: RefSeq, a predicted model, not a curated record